Paramecium pentaurelia is the source of this 1216-nucleotide messenger RNA. The record is from the annotation of a GenBank genome assembly. NCBI's taxonomy places the organism in Eukaryota, Ciliophora, Oligohymenophorea, Peniculida, Parameciidae.
UCAUGGAAGAAGAAAAAGGUAUUCGAUUUGCUAAAAAUUUACCAUACGUAGUUGGAAAUGUUUUUAAAAUGCUUUUUGAAUUUCCUACUGCUUUAGUUAUUUCAGAUGAUGGUUAAAAGUAUGAUGAAUAAAUUAUUCAACAGAAUAUUAUAUGAAAAUGAAGAAAAUUUGGUAUAUGUAGACAGUGAUUCAGGAAAAACAAUUAGAAAUCUACAUUUGUUUACUAAGUUUAUUGGUUUUAUAGAUUUGAAUAAAACUAAGUAUUUCUUUUAAAAAUUUAGUGAUAAAGCAUUAGUGGGUUCAGCUGAUAAUUUGGCAAAGAUAGUGGAUCUGAAGACCGGAUAAUGCUUACAUGAAUUAAAGGGUCAUUAAGGAUUAGUAUCUCUUGGAGGAUUUAAUCCAUAAUCAACAAUAGCAGCUACAGCAUGUUAGAAUAUGAAAAUAAAGAUUUGGGAUGUUGAAUCAGGAAAACUAAAUUUUGAAUUUGCAUAACAUAAAUAAACACCUACAUAUCUUUCAUAUAAUCCAGAUGGGGAUAGACUAUUAACAUGUAGUUAUGAAAAUGAAGCACUUGUAUAUAAAAAUUAAUAAUAUAAUAAGAUUUGGAAUGCCAAUGAUGGUUAAAUAGUUUGUAAAUUAUCAAAACAUACAAGAGGUUUAGAAGUAGCUAAAUUUGCAUCUUCUGGAUAUAUAUGUGCCACAGGAUCACAUGAUAAGUUUAAUAAUAUAUUUAAUUAAUUUUAGUAAAGCAAAUGUUUGGGAUAUCAGGAAUCCAGAAUAGCCACUAUUCACCUUAGAAGGACAUUAAAAAUAUGUCAAAGAAUUAGCAUUUAAUAAAUAAGGUAUUAAUUUUAUAUUUUAAUCUUUAGAAACAUAAAUUGUGACUGGCUCUGAUGAUAAUACAGGUAGAAUCUAUAAUUUGUAAGAUGGCAAAUUUGUUGGAGAAUUAGCAAAUUUUCCAGGUUAGAUUUAUGCAAUAUCAUUUAAUGAAGCUGGAGAUAAAAUUAUUGGAGCUAGUAAUAGUAAGACUGUUUAAAUUUUGUAAUUUUAUUGAUUUAACAUAAUUAGUGAUAAUUAAGGAACCUGUUUAUAACAAAUUACAGGAGAAGGGAAUGUUUAUAUCAAUAAAACUGGAAAUACUUUUGUUACUAUGCCUAAAUCAAUUGAUUCAUAAGCAAAGGUUUGGAGAGAAGCAAGAGUUUAUAAACAUUGAUAU